Huiozyma naganishii CBS 8797 is the source of this 1200-nucleotide messenger RNA. It is a transcript of the gene PEX32, whose product is annotated as Pex32p. The transcript has a single exon. The record is from RefSeq and is a predicted model, not a curated record. Gene Ontology annotation, biological process: peroxisome organization. Gene Ontology annotation, cellular component: peroxisomal membrane. Lineage: Eukaryota; Fungi; Ascomycota; Saccharomycetes; Saccharomycetales; Saccharomycetaceae. Bases 1 to 1200 code for a protein of 399 amino acids.
AUGGCCGAACUUGAAGAUUCUCAAGUGCAUGCCCAUUUUGUUGAUGGCCAUGAGAGGAAAAAGUCAUUAGUGGGUAUAACACCUUUACCCUUGAUGAGCGCUUUGGCUAAAAUGUACCCCUUUUUAGUAGUAGUGGAUUGCCUUUUGGACCAAGUGCUUUGGAUAUCCAGUGACAAUAAACUGAACUUUAUCUACUUGGUUAUGGAAUACCUGGCGCUAAGGGUUUUGUUUACAUCGUCGUUCAUACCCUUUAACCUGGAGGCGAUUAUAAUGUACCUGAUAGGUAUUACAUGCUCCUGCUUUCUACCUAUCUCGUUUGCAUACUAUAUAAAGAGCGUGUACAAUGAGCUACGAGAAGGUGAACCACCUACAAUGGAUGAGAUAAUGGACCUCUGUCAGAAUGUUGUCAAUAAACUAAAAACCAUAAGAGCAGAAAUGUUGAACUUAAUUGGAGGUAACGGUUUCUCUGUACGAAGGUUACUCACUGUGUGCGUCAUAUUAUCCCCUCUUCAAUACGCGCUUUUCAAGUUACGUUACCUCGAUGCAAGAGGUUUCCUACUACUAACAUUCCUGUCCGCAUCUCUGUUUCAUUCUGCCGCUGUCCAAACCACUGGCAUUCUACUUUGGAGGCUGGUAUGGGUACGGAACUUGUAUCAUGCUGCAUGGAAUAUGGAUGAGGAGUGUAUUUCAUUGAACCAGUAUAUUGAAUACAAAAGUGAGCACACCUCUGACAAAGUCCACAUAAACCUGGAUGAAAUACGAUCAGAUUUGCCGUUAGAAACAGCUAAAGACUUCACAUUUUUUUUACGUUCAUUUUUGAGUAAUCUUGGAAGCGAGAACUACAAUAAGUCGUUUGUUAUAACGAAACAAGAACCGUUGAGAAAAUUCCAUGUUCUGGAAAUAACAGUCAUUCAAAAUCAGAGGAAGUGGGACUUGGAAGGAUGGUUACCCAGAUUAAUGGAAUAUGAGCGACCUACCUUCUUGUUGGAAUUAGCUGAAAAUAAUGCUCGGAAAUGCAGCACACUAUUUGGACUGGAAAGCGAACUACCGCCUAAUUGGUUCUGGCUUGAGACGACGUGGAGGUUUGAAGAGUGGAAAUAUUGCAAUACGCAGUGGGUUGUACUAGGAGAGAACGAUACACCGGAAUGCUUUACAAGAACUCGGAAUUUGAAGCGUUUGGCUUUUUCUGAAACCAAAUAG